This is a messenger RNA of Rotaria sp. Silwood1, 1047 nucleotides long. NCBI's taxonomy places the organism in Eukaryota, Metazoa, Rotifera, Eurotatoria, Philodinida, Philodinidae. The record is from the annotation of a GenBank genome assembly.
AUGUUGAAUCAAGCACUAGAAAAUACAACUUUAGAAUAUGGUGGAUUAUCGUAUCGAACGGAACGAGUUCAUCACAUUCGGAGGGAAUCUCUCAAAAUAAAUACACUUGGAUUACUCCAUCGUCUUUGGCCACAGCUAGUUUGGGUAUCUACAACAAUAGGAGAUUCAUUUUCUCUGUACAAGAAAGAGAUAAAAUUUUACUGUGGAGAAAAAUUAUAUUUAAUUAAUUUCUCUGGCUAUGGUACAAGUGAAGGUGACUUUACAAGUCUAGCCAGUGUUCAUACAGCUGAAUAUUUUCUAUCACCAACAACGGCAUUUGUUGAAUUAAUCAAAGAAGAAGACAUGCAUCACGUUCAAUCGAAAACUCUCCUGAUCUCAGAGAUUACAUCAGGACAUCGAUAUGAAUUGGUUUGCAUCACCGAUUCUGUAUUAAUUCGAUACCGAAUAGGAGAUGUAGAUACUUGUACAAGAUUUCUUUCCGAAGCAGAUGAUGCUGUUCUAUUAGCAUUUAAAAAAACAGAGAUACCUCGAAUACCUCUUAUUUCGAUUGCAUAUCGUACUGGAAAUCUUCUUAGUAUAAGUGGAGAAAAUACAACUGAACAACAUGUGAUGAUUACUCUUCGACAAACUGUUCAGAAAUGGAAACAACACGGCAUAUAUGUCGAUAUCAAUGAUUUUAUACUAUAUCCGAAACUAGAUGCAUUUCCAGCUCGAUAUGUUAUGUUUUUAGAAUUGGUUCACGAAAACUCUCAACAUGACAAUAAAGUAAUUAAUCAACAACAAAAAAUACUACAAAAUAAUGAAAUUAUGUCUGAAAUUGAACAACAACUUUGUGAAGCAAAUCACAUCUACAAAGAUCAUCGAGACGGCGACAAAUUGGAUCCAAUUACUUGUAUCCUUGUACGUACUGGAACGUUUUCCAUUUUCUUAAACAAAAUUUUGGUGAACACACAUGUUAGCAUAGUUCAAAUUGUACCACAUCGAGUGCUAAAAAAUGAAGAACAUAUUCAAUUCUUCUAUGAUAGUAGAAUUGUUAACCCUAAUUAG